UUGACGUACCAGUUUGACGUUUAACAACUUUUUAAUUUGGUUAUUGUUUUUUUUUGUGAAAAGAUGGAAAGUUUGAAAGAAUAUAAUUGAUAAGUUCUUUCCUAAAGUAAGGAUAAAAUAUACAAGUUAGCAACAAAUAUCUAUGUGCAUACGAUUUUUAUAACUGACAGUUAAAUCAUUAUUAUACAAUGGAUCAAGAUGAAAAUAAUCUUGAAGAGGGAGAAAUUCAAGACGAUGACGAUACUGAAGUCUAUACUCCUCUGGAGAGGCCCCAAACUUAUGCCUUAGAUAUCCCACAAAAAAGGUUUCCUGUUGAUACUCAUUACAGUGAAAGUGAAGAGGAACAACAAUCUUCUGGUAGCGACAGUGAUCUUGACGUUGGCAUUCCCCGAAGUAAAAAACCAAAAAAAAUUAAAGUUAUUCCAAAACUUAUACCUAAGCCAAACAAGUUGAAAAAGUAUGACAUUUGGAGUACCCGGGCCCAGGAAGAUGUUUUAGCUGAAACAAUGAAUAGCUGUGAUGUUAGUAUAAGAGAUAGAUCGCGUAAUGUUGAAUCAUAUGAUUAUUCACUUGCCGCAAAAAUGUAUGAAGAACUGGAGGCAACUCAAGGAAACAAAAGAACCAGGGCUGAUAGAAAAAAUAAGCUUUUUAGACAAAAACAUAGAUCAAAUAGUCCAGAAACGGAAAUCAAAGGAACAUCAAGAUUGAUUCCAGAUUUAAAAGUGGAUAUUACCAGUGACAUCAAUGAAAUUGCCACAGAUAUGGCAAAUAAACUUGGCGAAGAAAGGGAAGACUUAAUAUUAAGAGUGCUGGAUGUAGUAGGAAUAGAAAGAACAUUUAAGAUAUAUGAGGAAGCUCAAAGAAUAGAAAAGGAGGGUGGAAUGCUAAUAAUGAAUCAAACAAGGAGGAGGACUCCAGGUGGAGUUUUUUUGUUUUUAGUGAGACAUGACAAGGAUCUGAAUUUAGAAGAAAGAAAUAAGAUAUUCGAUGAAGAGAAACAGAAGUACAAGAAAAUAAUUAAAGACAAAAGGAAAGAGAAACUUCAAAAGAUUAAAGAUGAGACAAAGAAUGAAAGGAGGGAAUUGUUACCAGAUCUGUUAAACCGUGCAAAGUUAUUUGCAGCACAAAAUUCCAACCGAGAAAUUAAAGAAACCGACGAGGUUAACUGUACAAACCCACCUCCCAGUCCCGAAACAGACCAUCACGAAAGCUGCGAUGGUACAGAUUCAAAUCCCCAAAACCAGAUAUCUAAAGACUUUCUAUGCAGUCCGCAAAAGCUAAAUGACGAUGGCUUAGAAGACUCUAGGGGAAAGUUAAAAACAUACGAUGAUGAUUUUCUAGAUAUUAGUUUGGAUAAUGAAAUGGACUUGUUUUAAAGGUUAUGUUAAACUGGUCUUUUUUUAUUGUUAUUAAUAGCACAGAUAACAUAGUAAAAUUAGCAUAGAUUACUAUGUUAUCUGUGGUAAUAGUCCAGGAGGCAGUAAAGAUUUUCAGUACUUAUGUUCCCAGUCAGCAAAGACCGGUAGAAUUAUCCUGUAUGUUAUUCUAAGCAAAUUUCAUAUACUGAUUUGGUCAAUUUAGAAGCGUGGUCUGGAUUUUAAUGUGUAAGACAGUGAUGUAAGCAGCUUAAUGGAAAAUCAAAUGUAUUAAAAAGAGACAAAAGUGGGGUUGACACAUUUCUUCUAUGCAGUAUUGCCAGAUUUUGCAUCAUAGGUUAAAACCGUACAAGUAGGUGUUUAUGGAAAAUGUUGCAUCUAGAGUUGGAACCUUAUUUUUCACAAUUAGUUGUCUUGUCUUGUCUCGGUUUUGGCUUUGCUACUGGGCAAUUGCCAAAUUUCACAAUUAGUUACUUGUUUUAAUACAGAUGUAAUAGAUUAUAUUUAGCUUAGAUAUAUUAUCUUCAUUUCAGUAGUAUACCUGAAAGUUUUUAAAAUAGUUUAUUUUUUUUCUACACAAAUUUUCCUACAAAUGUAAAAACCGGCAACACUGUAUGCCCCUUUUGAUUUUGUCUCUCUAUCAGUCACUGUCUGUCAACUGGUCAUUUAUAUUAUUCUCUGUCUUACAUGCCACCCUUCUAAAAUGACCAAAUUGGUUCACCCACUGGGAAAAUAAGUACAAAAAAAUUCACUACCUGGACUAUAAGAACUAAUAUGAAAUAUAAACAAGAUUUCUAA
Molecule: messenger RNA, 2174 nt
Organism: Sitophilus oryzae (rice weevil)
Lineage: Eukaryota; Metazoa; Arthropoda; Insecta; Coleoptera; Curculionidae
Product: phosphorylated adapter RNA export protein-like
Exons: 7
Coding region: 189-1376 (395 amino acids)
Biological process (GO): snRNA export from nucleus
Cellular component (GO): nucleus
Source: RefSeq, a predicted model, not a curated record